AUACAUAUACAUACAUAUAUAUAUGUAUGGUGUAUGUUAAGAAAGGUAACAAUUUAUCUCCCGGUUAGUUGGUUACCCUUUGAGUAACAAUGGCCAAUUGUAACUUUGUCUUCUCAUUUAUCCUGUUAUGUUUCUUGUUUUUGAAACAAAACAGCCCUGUUUGUGCUUUGAAUUCUGAUGGGAAAACCCUCUUGUCACUUCUCCCCCACUGGUCAUCCUUGCCUUCUUCCCUAACCUCUUCCUGGAAUGCUUCUCACCAUAAUCCAUGUAGAUGGGUUGGGGUUGAAUGUGACCCUACCACCACCCAUGUCCUCACACUUAACCUUACAAGCUUAGCCAUUUCUGGCCAAGUGCCACCUCUAAUUGGUGCUCUCCACCAUUUGAACACACUUGAUUUGAGCAACAACAUGUUCUCUGGUCCUAUACCCUCGGCUUUGGCCAAUUGCACUUCACUCAAUUACUUGGAUUUAUCUGUAAAUGAACUUACUGGACCAAUACCUGAAUCCUUCAACUCCUUGCAGAAGCUGAGGUACCUAAACUUGUAUUCCAAUUACUUGAGUGGUGCAAUACCAGAAUCAUUGUUCCAACUCACUAGUUUAGAGAAUGUGUAUUUGAACAGUAACAACUUGAGUGGUUCAAUCUCAAUGAAUAUUGGGAACUUGAGUGAGCUUGUGGCUUUGUAUUUAUUUGACAAUAAGUUGUUCGGUACCAUACCGGAGUCUACAGUGAAUUGUAGCCAUCUGCAAGAACUUUACUUGGGAGGGAAUCAUUUGGUUGGAGUGUUGCCCCAGAGUCUGAUGAAUCUUGAAAGCCUUAUAUAUUUAGAUGUGAAGCAGAACGAUCUCCGGGGUGCGAUUCCGGAUCCUGGAAACUGCAAGAGUUUGAGUGUUUUGGCUCUGUCAUUCAACGCGUUUACCGGCGGUAUUCCACCGGGGUUAGCCAAUUGUAGUAGCUUGAUUGAGCUGGUUGUUGUGCAUAGUAACUUAACAGGUGCCAUUCCCUCUUCCUUUGGCCAACUAGAUCAGCUUGUGAAGCUUGACCUUUCUGAAAAUCAUUUGUCUGGGGAAAUCCCACCUCAACUUGGGAACUGCAAGUCUCUGCAAAGACUACUGUUGUAUGACAAUCGACUCGAGGGGGAAAUUCCUACUGAAUUGGGUAUGCUAAGCGAAUUGAUGGACAUUGAGCUGUUUACGAAUCGUUUGAGUGGUGAGAUUCCUAUCAGCAUUUGGAGGAUUCCAAGCCUAGUGCAUCUCCUUUUAUAUAAGAACAAUCUUACCGGGGAGUUGCCUGCGGAGAUCACCGAGCUCAAGCAGCUGAAAAACAUCUCAUUAUUUGACACACUUUUUGGGGUUAUCCCUCAAAAUUUGGGGAUUAAUGCCAGCUUACAUCAGUUAGAUUUCACGAACAACAAUUUCACUGGUUCAAUUCCUAAAACUCUUUGCUUUCGAAAGAAGUUAAGGGUGCUGAAUUUGGGCCAAAAUCAGCUUAAUGGAAGCAUAAGUGCUGACGUCGGAGGCUGUAAAACUCUGUGGAGAUUGAUUCUUAAGCAGAAUAACCUCGGGGGUGUGCUCCCGGAAUUUGCAGGGAAUCCAAAUCUUGCACACAUAGACAUCAGUGAAAAUAACAUCACUGGUCCAAUACCAUCCAGCUUGGGUAAGUGUAAAAAUAUCACUUACAUAAAUUUCUCCAUGAACCGGCUCUUGGGAUAUAUACCUUCAGAGUUAGGAAACCUUGCAGACCUUCAGACUCUGAAUAUUUCUCACAACCUUUUACAAGGUUCUUUACCAUCUGAGUUGUCAAAUUGCAGUAAAUUGUUAGAGUUUGACGUGGGGUUCAAUUCAUUGAAUGGUUCAGUUCCGCAUGCUUUGACGAACUGGAAAAGUUUGUCGACUCUGACUCUAAGCGAAAAUCGAUUUACCGGUGCCAUUCCGUCUUUCUUGUUAGAACUCGAAAUGCUUUCUGAGCUGCAACUUGGGGGGAAUCCCUUUGGGGGCAGUAUUCCAUCAUCCAUUGGAUCUAUGAAGAAUCUGAUUUAUGCCCUGAAUUUGAGCAGCAAUGCUUUGACCGGAGAAAUUCCUUCGGAUUUAAGAAAUUUGUUCAAACUGGUUCGAUUGGAUAUAUCGAAUAACAAUCUAACAGGAACUUUAACAGUUCUUGAUGGAAUGGAUUCCUUGGUUGAAGUUAAUGUUUCCUCCAAUCACUUCACCGGUCCAAUACCAGGAAUAAUGAUGCGUUUUGUGAACUCAUCCCCAUCAUCUUUCCUCGGCAAUCCUGGCUUAUGCAUCAAUUGUCUCCCAUCAGGUGAGGAGACUUGUCCUCGAAGCAACCAUCUCAAUCCUUGCAAUGAGCAAUUGAGAAGUCGAAGGGGCCUUCGCAAAUUGAAAGUUGCAAUGAUAGCCCUUGGUUCAUCUCUAGUGACGGUGGUGCUCCUAGUUGGGGUUGCAAUGUUCUUUUUCUGCGAAAAAAGAAAGGAGGUGCGUCAUGAGGAAGGAGAAUCGUCUUUACUGAGCAAAGUGAUGGAGGCAACUGAGAAUCUAAAUGAGAGGUAUAUUAUUGGAAGAGGGGCGCAUGGAGUUGUAUAUAGGGCAUCAUUGAGUCCAGGGAGUGAGUUUGCUGUAAAAAAGAUAAGCGUCACAAAGAAUAAAGGAGGAAGCAGAAGUAUGGUUCGAGAGACCGAAACCAUAGGAAAAGUUAAGCAUAGAAACCUGGUGAGAUUGGAAGACUUUUCGUUACGAAAAGAUUACGGAUUCAUCAUAUACAGGUACAUGCAAAAUGGGAGCCUCCAUGACGUUUUACAUGAUAACAAAACAAAUCACGCUCAAAUCCUGAAAUGGAGUGACCGCUAUAAGAUUGCACUAGGGACGGCAUACGGGUUAGAGUAUCUCCAUUUUGACUGUGAUCCUGCUAUAGUUCACCGAGACAUCAAGCCGGAAAACAUACUUCUCGACUCCAAUAUGGAACCACAUAUCUCCGAUUUCGGAAUCGCUAAGCUCCUGGAUGAAUCGGCCAAUCCGGGACCAUCUAUGGUAGUUGCGGGUACAGUUGGGUAUAUUGCUCCAGAAAAUGCAUAUAGAACAACGUGGAGCAAGGAGUCCGAUGUGUAUAGCUACGGGGUGGUUUUGCUUGAGCUGAUAAGUGGGAAGAGGGCACUGGAUCCGUCAUUUACCAGCGAGACAGAUAUCGUUGGGUGGGUAAGAUUGAUUUCUAGAGAAGGGGCCGAAAUCGAGGAGGUCGUGGAUUCCAAAAUUGUGGAUGAGUUGGUGGAAUGUGGGGUGAGAAAGCAGGUUGUUAAUGUGCUUUUGGUAGCUUUGAGAUGUACUGAAAAGGAGCCAGGCAGGAGACCUACAAUGAGAGAUGUUGUGAGGCAGCUCUUAAACCCCAAAUCUCACUCAGAAGCUCUCUUCCCAGGUCCAAUAAUCAGGCAUGGAAUCUAACUUUUU
Molecule: messenger RNA, 3440 nt
Organism: Hibiscus syriacus
Lineage: Eukaryota; Viridiplantae; Streptophyta; Magnoliopsida; Malvales; Malvaceae
Product: receptor-like protein kinase
Biological process (GO): protein phosphorylation
Molecular function (GO): ATP binding; protein binding; protein kinase activity
Source: RefSeq, a predicted model, not a curated record